UCGUAGCGAAAGUGAGAUUACAGGUGGACGAAGGACGAUGUGAUGGUUCAGACAAACGGGAAGAAAACAUGGAAUUGUGUUUUAUACGCGGUCUCCUUUUCGUCGCUCUGGCAGCUACAACAUUUGGAGACGAUGGACAGGUGACGUUUGUGUCCGAGCUCUCGUCCAAACCAGCUCAGAAGCUGUCAAAGUACGGCUGGUUCGGCAACGUGAGACUGCAGAGGUUUCAUAUACCAGAGGAGACUGCGGUCGCUCGCUGGCUGUUCUCCGUGACCAAGGGCCACAAAUUCAACUGCGGCCAGCACAACGUCACCAUCCAUAUUCGAUGGGGUGCCCCUCCAGUUAUAAAUCCGAUAGGGUCUGUGUUCCCCAAUGCAACUCUGUGGAGCCCUUGUCUAUCUCUGACCCUACCGGUGACAUCACACAGCUCCACGACAUUUAACCUCUCCAAUCCUGCGUCAGGUGAUUGGUACGUUGGUGCCCACUUGCCUGAAGACGAUGGGCGCAUAGAGCAGAAGGGCUUUCCGUCCUGCUCCUACUUCUUCCAGCCUCAGCUAUCAAUCAGGAGAGCAGUGGACACACCCAUUUUACAGCAGGGCACAUUCCUCCAGCAGACCGCAGCUCCAGACAAACCUGCACGCCUUAAGUUGUACGUUCCAGAAUUUGCCUCGUCUCUCUCCGUUUCUGUGACCGACUGUUCUUCAGGGGAGGGAGGGGCAGACAGUGGAAACUGCUCACUGGUCCUCAGGCUCGGCUCCACCUCUCUGCAAGAGGGCCCGGUGACGGUGAACUGCUCAGGGAUAAGCUGCUCUGCGGUUCUCUCUAGCCCUGCUUGGGACACGUGGUUACGAGUCAUCGUGGAGAGCGGCCAAGAUAACCGCACAGUGACAUUUAAUGUUGUCUCAAACUACACAGUGGGAUGCAAGCCAAAAAGCGUUGGCCUUACAGCAGAUGAUGACAUCAACAAGCUCCGUGGCAACAGCAGCUAUACCAACACCACAUUGGCAGCUAACAGCUCAGCGGUUACAGAGCCAGUUGCCUUUAGGAACGAAUCAGCAUCACCGUUAUUGCUCUUGCCGGCGUCGGCAUGCGUGUGGAGCAUCCCUGUGCUAUACGAGGAGGUGGACGUCCUGUCUCUCCGAUUCACCCCCGUCAACGGACCUAACGUCAGCGUUACGGAUACACACCCCACACUGCUCACCUACCCCCUCUACGCACAAGCCACGGGAGGCACACUCAACCUACAGCUCACACUCAACACUACUAAUGUAACACUGGGGAACAGCAGCAGCGUGGUGGCUUGUCUCUCACCCUGGGCUCCAGUCCUCGAACUCAACCAGUCUCAGCCAUGUCGUACAGCUUUGUACGGAGGAUACGGUGUUAAUGUGAAUGCCAGUGUUCCCAAAGCUGUGGUCAGGCUGCCUUUUCCUCAGUCAACAACAUGGUACCUCACUUUACAGCUCAUAUGCAACAGCAGUGACUGUGGUAAUCUGUCAGUGGUGUCUGUGGUCCCAGAGGUUUUCAUCAGUGCCUGUGUAGAGGACUGCGGGACAUACGGAGAAUGUAGACUACUGAGAUCCUACAGCUACCUGUAUGCCGCCUGUGUCUGCAAAGCUGGCUGGAGCGGUUGGGGCUGCACUGACAGUUCUACAGCUCAGUCGUACAGUCGCCAGCUGACGGCCACUCUGCUGCUCACGCUCAGCAACCUUUUCUUCCUGCCUGCCAUCGUGGUGGCCGUCAGACGCUACUACAUCACCGAGGCCUCCGUCUACCUCUUCACAAUGUUCUUCUCCACGUUCUAUCAUGCAUGUGACCAGCCGGGUGCAGCCGUACUGUGUAUAAUGGACUACGAUGCCCUCCAGUACUGUGACUUCCUGGGUUCAGUCUGUUCGUUCUGGGUUACCAUCCUGUGCAUGGCUCGCAUUGGAGACACAUUUAAAUAUACUCUGUUUAUGCUCGGGGCUCUGCUGAUAGCCAUGUCAAUGCAGCUAGAUCGUAAAGGCCUGUGGAACCUGCUGGGCCCGAUCCUCUGUUCCAUACUGAUCAUGGUUACUACUUGGGUGUACCGAGGGGUGCGGCAACGAAACUGCUACCCACCUUCGUGGAAACGAUGGGUCCUCUUCCUAAUCCCCGGGGUGCUCUGCGCUCUGAUCGGGGUUUGUUUGUACAUUUUCGCCGAGACAGAGGACAACUACUACUACACGCACUCGCUGUGGCACAUCCUGGUGGCCACCUGCGUUGUGUUCUUGCUGCCGCCGAAGGAGAAGAACAGGGAGGCGUUCGGCUGGACCAGGGGAUGGAGCUGGAGCUGGAGACCACGGGUUUGUGGAUACACACUCUGUCAGAGCAGCAAGGAUGAACUCUACACAGUCACAUAGUGAGACAUGAGACACUGUAAAAAAAAAAAAAUAAAAGGGACAAGGCGUCAGUUGUCAGACAGCUAUGUAAGCACUACAAACAUUCACAGAAGGUACAAAGACAUACAUAAAGCACAGGGUGUCUGCUGGUCUUGACAAAAUCUUAUAAUGUCUUUAUAUUUUCUAAAUGACUUAAAUAAAGCAUUUAAAAUCAAAUGUAGAUGUAUGGUUAAUGCCUGCUGCAGACUUAUAUUCUCAUAGGCCUACAGUUUUCAUAUUCACAUUCACUUCAGGUUUUAAGCUGUUCUUAUAUUUGUUCUAAUAUGGAAAUUUAAAAAAACUUUGCAGACAUCCUGAAACAACUCACACACACGCACGCACGCACACACACACGCACACACACAAAACCCCAAACUGAACCUGCUGAAACCUCCAAGGUGGUCCACUGCACCAGCUUACCAGCAGACCACCUGACCUUUGACCUCAUAAUCAGGAGUUUGUACAUAUGGUAUAUGUACAUAUUUUACUCGCAUAGUAAAUGAAUGUUCAGAGUAUUUAUAAAGAAUAGCACUUUGUGGAACUAUUUGAAAUCUUUAUAUUCAGUCUAUCACUACGUCUACAUUUAUAAUAGGUGUAAACACUCCUGAUUCUCGUAUGCUCAAAUGACACAAUGCCAGCUCAAUGUCCAAUUCAUCUCUUUUUCCAGCGCUUUCAGCUGUAUUACACUGUCUUCAUCGUGUUUUUAUCUUUAUCUUUUAAGUAGUUAAAUACAGAAGUAAGUAAGAACUGAGUAAGAACAAUCAAAUUCUCUAUUAUACAUUAUUUAACACAAGUACUGUUCUUUUACCAAAGUUUUCUCAUCACAUUUAUCAUGGGGUUUUUUUUCUCCAUAAUGUCAACUUCAGUCUCUUACUUUUCAAAUGUCAUUUUAAGGCUUUUAGUCAAGUAUGCAUGCAAACAAAUGCAAGUGCAGUGGUUUGGGAUACAGGGUGCCUCAUUACUCCUUAUAAAAACUCCAUGUCUUUAUAUACUGUACAAGUUAUUUUCAUGAACAGAAUUACAUGCGGCGUGUAUUGAAAACGAAUGACUCCUUUUUUGUCUUUUGUGUUCUCUUCUUCUGUUUCUCUGCUCAAAAACCUUAUCAGUCCUUUCUUCUUACCAAGAGUAACUCUGAAGCACUUUUAUGACUCCACUAUGUAAUGUACAUAGCCCAUAUGUGUAUGAAUGGGCAUUUGAUGAAUGUAUAUUCAGAUUAAUGUGUCCAGUGCCUCCUGUUUUCUGUAUCUUUUUGUGAAUGAGUGUGUGUGUGUAUUGUCUCUUGCAGCAGUGAAGUUAUACCAUAUUUUGUUUUAUGUAACACAUUUAAUGUGCAUAACUUUAUCUGUGUAAGUGUCCCACACAGUGAUGAUUUCUUCAGAUGGUCUUAUUGUGAUUUUGCACAGGCUCAAAUUGGCACUUGCGUAGCCUUCCUUCCUUUAAUUGUCGACAUAUUGUUUUUCUCGUGUGUAUGUGUGUGAGAGAGAGAGAGAGGAAGAAAGCGAGUGUCUGUGAAUCCCAUUGUUUCGUUAUCACAAUGAGCCCUUAUUGUUUGUAAGUAUGAGGACAUGUUUGGAAUGUUUUAUGUAAAACAUGAUUUUAUUUCCCUGUACUGGACAGUUACCCUUCAGUCUGUUAAAAACCCAAACAGCA
Molecule: messenger RNA, 4046 nt
Organism: Scomber scombrus (Atlantic mackerel)
Lineage: Eukaryota; Metazoa; Chordata; Actinopteri; Scombriformes; Scombridae
Gene: pgap6
Product: post-glycosylphosphatidylinositol attachment to proteins 6
Exons: 13
Coding region: 69-2378 (769 amino acids)
Cellular component (GO): plasma membrane
Source: RefSeq, a predicted model, not a curated record